GUUUUCCGAUUGAUGAGAAUUAGCGAGAGACUCCAACGUUAUCCUAUCGAGCCUGCACUUCAGUGUUGAUUUCAGUUGGGCUUCCUCUCGUCAGUUUUAAGAACAAUCAGUUGAAUUUUUGCGUCGAUUUUGGCAUCAAAUCACCUCUCUUAAUUCAAUGCUUCUCAAAGCAUCACCGCCGGCGUUACCCGUUAACUUCAAAUUCAGCUUCAACACCAUUUCAAACUCGACGUUUCCUUCUUUUAACAAUUGCAGCGUUUCCGGCGAAAUUGGGGUCGGCGGCCCGAAAUCCGGAAGAAGAGGGGUUGUAGCGGUCGGAGCAGGCUAUACAAAGCGGCCACUGGAAACCCCAGGAGCUUAUGAGCUUGUUGACGAGGAGAGUGGGGAUAAGUUUAUCGUUUGGGGAGGAACUGAUGACGACGACCACCAAGCCCCUAUCCCUUCCAAGGAAGUUCUUCACUGGGAACCUUCCAAGAAGAAUAACAAAGAUAAGAUCAAUAAUCUGGAAGCAAAUUCCACCGAAGAUGCGCCACUAAUGAACAAUUCCGGUGAUGGAAUUACAAGACCUAAAGCAAAUAGCAAGGGGGUAUCUCGAAGUUUUGAAAGAUUGAGAGCCCACAAAGUAAGGGAUCUUAGCAGGGUAUCUUCUUUGGAAAAGGAUCAAACUGAUGAUGCACAAGAGGAAACACAUUCAGCUAAACAAAAUAGAUUAAAUACCAUGAAAAAUGUGCCUAAUAUUCUGUAUGAAGAUGAUAAUGUGUCAAAAUUGGGUGGGGAGAUUGAAGGGGUAUCAAUGAAUGUUUCAAAUAAACUAAGGAAAUCAAACACAGCUGGUGAUUUCUUUAGCAGAAAAUCAUUUAAGAAUCUUGGAUGCACUGAUUACAUGCUUCAGUUUUUAAACACUCAGCUUCUUGCAUACCCUUCACAUAUUCAGGCUAUGUCAUUCCCACAUGUUAUUAAAGGAGAAAGUUGCAUCAUAGCUGAUCAAAGUGGGUCCGGGAAAACUUUGGCUUAUCUUUUACCAUUGAUUCAAAGCAUUAGACAAGAUGAGCUUCAAGGACUUGCUAAAUCCUUACCUCAAAGUCCUCGCAUUGUUAUAUUGGUUCCAACUGCUGAGCUGGCAUCUCAGGUAUUACGGAAUUGCAGAUUGAUGUCAAAAUCUGGUGUUCCAUUCCGAUCUAUGAUUGCAACAGGUGGCUUUAAACAGAAAACUCAACUCGAAAAUCUUCGAAAUGAGUUGGACGUUCUAAUCGCGACACCUGGCAGAUUCUUGUACUUAGUUCAAGAAGGCUUCUUGCAGUUAACAAGUGUUAAAUGUGCUGUGUUGGAUGAGGUGGACAUACUGUUCAAGGAUGAGGAUUUUCAGCCUGCAUUACAAAGUUUAAUGAAUAUAUCACCUGUUACAACUCAAUAUCUUUUUGUCACUGCAACUUUACCAGUAAAUGUAUACAAUAAACUCAUUGAAAAUUUUCCUGAUUGCCAAGUCAUCAUGGGACCCGGCAUGCACCGUACAAGCUCCGGUCUUGAAGAGAUACUUGUUGAUUGUAGUGGAGAAGAGGGAGUAGAAAAGAAUCCUGAUACAGCAUUUCUCAACAAGAAGUCUGCUCUUUUACAAUUGGUGGAGGAAGGUCCGGUUACCAAAACGAUAAUCUUCUGCAACAAAAUCGAGACAUGUAGAAAAGUUGAAAACGCAUUAAGCAGAUCGAAUAGAAAAGUGUUGCCUUUUCAUGCUGCUUUAGCGCAAGAUUUGCGAGUUGCAAAUUUGGACGAGUUUUGCCAAUCUCGGAUAAAAGAUACAUCGUUAUUUCUAGUUUGCACUGACAGAGCGUCGCGAGGGAUUGAUAUACCGGGAGUUGACCAAGUGGUGUUGUUUGACUUUCCUCGUGACCCGAGUGAAUAUGUGCGGCGUGUUGGGAGAACUGCGAGGGGUGCGGGAGGGAAAGGGAGAGCGUUUGUGUUUGUGGUGGGGAAACAAGUUUCUCUUGCACGGAGAAUUAUUGAAAGGAAUAGAAAAGGUCACCCGUUGCAUGAUGUUCCUUCUGAUAUAUGAUUAUGAUUGAUCAAAAGGGGUUUUGUUCGAUUUAAUCUUGUAUUAUAGGAUUUCCCAGUUUUGUUUGGUUUGUAGAAUGUUUUUGGAUAGAAUGGAAUCUGUUGAAUGAAUCAAACGGAUUUGAAUAUGGUUGGUAGGAAUCGAGAUGGAAUUCAAUGGUAAGGAUUGAAAAUUUUCGAA
This is a messenger RNA of Lactuca sativa (garden lettuce), 2230 nucleotides long. Its product is annotated as DEA(D/H)-box RNA helicase family protein. Gene Ontology annotation, molecular function: nucleic acid binding; ATP binding. The record is from RefSeq and is a predicted model, not a curated record. Lineage: Eukaryota; Viridiplantae; Streptophyta; Magnoliopsida; Asterales; Asteraceae.